Messenger RNA from Nicotiana attenuata, 804 nucleotides. RefSeq names its product plasminogen-binding group A streptococcal M-like protein PAM. Lineage: Eukaryota; Viridiplantae; Streptophyta; Magnoliopsida; Solanales; Solanaceae. The record is from RefSeq and is a predicted model, not a curated record. The transcript is spliced from 3 exons. Bases 1 to 804 code for a protein of 267 amino acids.
AUGAGGUUCUUGGCAUUUGAGACUACACUGAAGGCCUGGUACUCCCAGGCCAAUUUCCUUGCUUCCGAGGGCCUUCAAAGGCUGAUUCAUGACAAGGAGGAACUUACCUCCGAGUGGCAAAGCAAGCAAGAGGUAGUGACUCUUAGCCAGGAGGUCGCCCCGUUAAGGGCACAAUUUGAAGAAACUAAGGCCAAAUGGGUUGAGGUCCAUAAUGUCGUUCUUGCUGCAUCUGAUCGCGAGGAUGCCACUGCAGAAAGAUUGAAUAAUUUGGAGGCAUCCUUAAACUCCAAAACUGAAGAGGUUACUGUAGCAGAGGCAAAGCAUGCCCGGUUAGAGGAGAAGCAUAACAGGACCAUCGAGCACAAUAGAGUUUUCAGCUCUAUUGUCCGCGAGCUUGAUGUCAGCCUCCGAUCCACCAGAUCCACGCGGGAUAACCUUUCUGCCGAGGUCGACCGACUUAAAGAAGAACUCCAGCACCGAGCGUCUUCCCUCAUUGUUGAAAAAACAUAUGCUAUGUAUAGCAUGAGCAGAAAAAACUUGGAAAAGGCCAAAGCGGGUGUCAUUGACUUUGAUGCCGAAAUCGCUAAGGCCCGUGAGCUGGAGUCAAUUGCCAAAAGGGGUCUUCCGGUCCGGCCUGAUGCUACUGACUCUUCUGGUCCUAGUUCUGAGUUCUCAGGAACUGUAGAACAAGCGAAAGGUGAUAAUGCUGAAGGCCAAAAUAUUGAGCCAGCGGCGGAUCUACCCACUUCUCCUGGGGGUGCAGAUGCUUCUCUUCCUCCGAGUUUCGAAGAUACAGUAUCUUAG